CUAGGACAGGCAAAAAUGAGGGGGAAAAUAGAUAUGUCUUGAACUCAAACAGAAGCAACUUUUACAAAUAUAAAAACUAUAUAUUGUGUUAUGCAAGAUAAACUGUGUUGUUUUUCUGUCAGAAGCUGAACUGAGAUAGUAUCUUAAGCAAAAAGUCAAAUAUCUACAAGUUUCACGAUGACAUAACUCUCACAAAUCGGAAACUGAGUCAAUAUAUUUUGUUUGUCUUAAAACAUUUUACUCUCUUGAAUCGUCCCGUGAAAUGCACACGCACAGACCGUGCGUUCGAUACUUUGACUUCUAGAUCCAUCAGUGAUAAGUGCUUUUCACUUUGCUGCGAACUCGGAAGCUGAAACUGCAGCGUCGUGCGACUGCGCCCAAGAAAAACAAAGAUGAAAGUCAUACAUAAGAAUGCCAUCAAGACCAUAGUGUUUUGUGUACUACUCCUUGGGGCCCUGUUUCAUUUCUGGAACCCAUGGACCAGUUUAAGGGUCGAUGUACGACCAAGAGAAGGGGGUCCGAUACAAGAGCAAAUUUUUGCAAAAACUGCAAACCUCAUCGGCCUUUAUCCCGAUGUCCCCUUCCACAUCAAAGAGGCUGUAGCACACCGUUUGGCACAAAACACAUGUGUUUGCAAAGCAGAUGAGAAAACCUUUAAAGUUCCGUUGUUGAAUCAGUUCUUCCCGCCUGUUUGGGCCCAGAAUCUCCAAAAGGCCUUUUUGGGAAACCACCCUGAUCCUGAGGGUGUAAAGCGCCAUAGGACUCAGGAGUACGAUAAGUUCAAGAUCAGGUCUUCCAGCCCAGCAGAUGUGUUGAUCGUGGCUGAGGCUAACAACCCGCUUCAGUACCCUUCACAAGGAGUGGAGGUUCAGCCCCUCAAAACCAUCAUCAUUCCUGGUUUGGCUCUCAAGCAGAAUAAAAGAUCAAACUAUUUGGUCAAUUUGACAGCAGAAUUAGGGACUUUCGACGUGGCUGCCACAGUAGAAGGAGUGUUCAUAAAGGGAGGAGGCGAGAAGCACAUCACACUUUCAGGCUCUCGCUUGUCUGCUCUCAACCAACAGUUGCAGUUUGUCACCUAUACAAGUAUUGUGUUUCAUCCCAAGACAGCAGACUCAGUUCAAUUUGCAACUGAAGGUCAUCAGGCAUUCUUUACCAUCAAAAUAGGACAUAGGACCAUCCCAAAUCUUUACAACUCUGGACACAGCAGAGACUACAACAUUACCGCUCUGGUUACCAUCGCCACCAAGACCUUUCUGCGCUACGACAAACUCAAAGAUCUCAUAGACAGCAUCCGGGAGUAUUACCCCUCCAUCACCAUAGUGAUCGCAGAUGACAAUGAACACCCUCAGCCAGUCACUGGUCCUCACAUUGAGCACUAUAUUAUGCCCUUUGGAAAGGGCUGGUUUGCAGGGAGAAAUCUGGCCGUGUCUCAAGUGACUACCAAGUAUGUGCUAUGGGUGGAUGACGAUUUCAUCUUCACUGCCAACACUAAGUUGGAAAAGAUGGUUGACAUCCUAGAGAGGACCACUCUGGAUCUGGUUGGGGGCGCAGUGAGGGAGGUGACUGGAUAUGCUGCCACAUUUCGACACACCAUUUCAGUUGAAAAAGGAGGAACAGAGGGCGACUGUUUACACAUACGUCUGGGAUACCAUCAUGUUAUUGAGGGAUUUCCAAACUGUGUAGUCGCAGAUGCCGUCAUCAACUUCUUCAUGGGUCGGACCGACAAAAUGCGGCAGGUUGGCUUUGACCCCCGGCUGUCACGAAGGGGCCAUUUAGAGUUCUUCAUUGAUGGCUUGGGUCUCCUCCAUAUUGGCUCCUGUAGUGAUGUCAUAAUAAACCACGCAUCUAAGAUUGUCCUGCCCUGGAGGAAAACGGACGAACAAAAAGCUUAUGAAAAAUUUCGUUACAGUGUCCAAAGUAAUCUUUCUGAUGAAAUCUUCUACUUUAAGUACAGAAUGAAGUGCUCGACGAGUCAAUGAGGGCAAACCUGGUGUGGUUAUUUUUUGUUUGACAGACAGAAUUGUAGUGUUUACUGUGUAAACACAAAGAACUACCCUCUCAGGAUCUUGCAUGUGUCUGUACUUUUGGAAUUACUCAUUUUGCUUACACAUUUUUAACUGCAGGUGAAGAUGAUGAACAGUAAACUCAUACGAGGUUAAUGUAUAAACAAAGGGAAGCAAAACAGUGACACACAAUGUCUUGUCUUUGUUUGAGGAUUUUCUCAGUCAGAUGAUGCAUUUAGUCAAAUAAAUCCCCAAAGCUCGACAGCUAAAAGACCAUUUGACAUGUUUGAAAGAAAAAAAAAGCUCAUAUAUUCAUAUACACAUUCAUUCAAGGUCCAUUAACUUUUCAAAACAUUGUUUUAUACUUACAGUCUUUAAUUAAAGUAGCAUUUUUCUGGAAUAAAUAAAUAUCUUUAGUGAAAAGUUCAUUAAGUUGGGCUGUCAUUGCAGAACUUCUCCACAAGAUGGAAACAUAACAAAGCAAAAAUGUAAAAAGGAUACGGAAACCUUGAGUUUGUUCUGGAUUUAUUGGAACUGUUUACAUAUGUUGCAGAGUAUAGGAAAAAAAACAUUGAUUGCAUGUUUUUGUACCAUUCCAUUGUUUUGUUGAACAGUGCUGCUAUAAAAUAAAUGUACUUAUGUGUUCAUUUGUGUACAGAAACACUUUGCUUUCGUUGUGUAAGCGUGUUAGGUUGGGAAGCCUAAUUUGUGCAUUUUGUUCAAGUUAUAAUUGUAAUGAAACAUUUGUGGUUAAAUAAAAGUGUUUUACUGGCUGGCCCUGA
Oryzias melastigma (Indian medaka) is the source of this 2785-nucleotide messenger RNA. RefSeq names its product beta-1,4-N-acetyl-galactosaminyl transferase 1a (gene b4galnt1a). The transcript has 11 exons. Gene Ontology annotation, cellular component: Golgi membrane. Gene Ontology annotation, molecular function: hexosyltransferase activity. Lineage: Eukaryota; Metazoa; Chordata; Actinopteri; Beloniformes; Adrianichthyidae. The record is from RefSeq and is a predicted model, not a curated record. Gene Ontology annotation, biological process: ganglioside biosynthetic process. The coding region runs from base 393 to 1979 and encodes 528 amino acids.